CGUUCAAGUUUUUACUUUAUAAUAUAAAGAAAUAUUAUUAAAUUACUAGGAAAUAGGUUUGUGUGGUUGAGAGUUGCUACAGAGGGUUGAUGUGGUUACAGUAAACACUUUAUUGUUCUACUAUAAAGUAACUUUCUAUUUCUAUAAAAAUGUCUCACCCGUUGUCCCAGUGGAAAUUGCAAGCAUUGGCUGCACAAAAACGUGAUAAUGAACUUCGGCGUUCUGAAGAACUGAAAAAAGUUGCAAGCUACUUUGAAUUAAAUACAAAUAAAUCAAAGCACCAUGAAUGUUGGACAACAGAAGAAUAUUAUGAAAAGGCGAGGAAAGAAGCUCAAUUGUUGAGUGAAAGGAAGAUUAAGCAAGUACAAUUAGAAGAAAGACGAAAGAAACUGGAAUUGAUGUUGUUUCAAGAAAAUAUGCAGUAUCAGCAAGAGUUGAAGACAUUGUCUGCCAAACCUAAACUAUACCAGAAUGGGUCUUAUCUGAAUAAAGUACCAACAUCAGUACUCCAGGACAUCAAUCAUGGUAUUAUUGAGAAGGAAGAACAGUUGAGGAGACAGGAAGCUGAAUUGAAACUAUAUCAUGCUUGGAGACUGCGGCAGCCAGAGUUGAGGGCUGCCUCAUCACAUAUAGCCAAUGGGAAACUUAAAUCUGCUUGGAUGGAGCAAAUCGUGGAAAAAGAAAUGCAAAAGAAAAAAGAAGAAGAGGAAACCCGGAAGAUAUUGCAGGAAAGAGACGAAACACUCAGGAAAGAAAUAGAGUUAGAAGAAGAAAGACUUCACAAAAAAGAUUUGCAGAUGAAGGAGCUCAGAUCUGACUUACAAGGACAAAUAGCAGAGCUGAGUGAAAAGGAGACAGCCGUGAAAAAAUUGAGAAAUUUUGAAGACAAAGAGAGAAUGAUAUUGGAGGAGCUAAUUUUCCUUUCCAAAGAAAGAGAAAGGGAACAUAAUAAGCUAGUGGCAGAAAGAGACAGCUGUAUUGUAAACAUGGGCUUGCAUAAAUAUAAGUUAAAGAAGAAGGUUAUAUCCAUUUUGAAUGAAAUAGAUUUAGAUCUAAAGAUGUUGGAAAAAAUAAAAAGAGCUGUUAUGAAGGAUUACGAGUCUGACAAAGAAAAACAUGGGAAUUACAAGCGAAUACUGGAUGCUGCACUCGUUGAGUUAGAGCAGUAUAGAGAGAGGGAGCAAGGAAGACAGAAGAACAUUGAGCAUAUGUAUGACGGGGAGGCGAGACAGCUCAAUGAGAAACAAGAUCAGCUGUGGGCCAAAGAACGAGAAGCGCGAAGUAUAUUAAUGAAUGAAGUAAUUUUGACAUUGCGAAAACAAGUCGAAGAGAAACUCGAGCAAAAUAUUCAGCAACAAAGAGAAAAUGUUUUAGAACGAGAGAAGAUUGUAGAACAAAUGGAGAGUUUUCACAAGGAAGUGAAAGCCAAGGAACAAGAGACAAAGCUUAAAAACACGUCAUACUCUACGAUAACUUCGCUACAGUCGCAGCUAAACAGUCUGAAACUUCAGAAGGAACAGCUCGACGCAGCGGCGACCAGAGAGGCGGAGUUACGUGCGGCCGUGGCGCACGAACGUAAUAUACGAACGGAGAUCGCCCGCAUGCAGAGACAAGGGAACAUGCAAGCCUGGAUGUAGUAUUAGAUGUUUAUCUACACCCAUGCUUUUAAUCCUUUAUUAAAGAUUCUGAAACAGUUAGCUUAUUGCCAACAUUAAAACACCCAAUGUUCUAAUAACCAUUACAUCAUCCAAACGAGUGUUGUAAUGUUGUACUGAAUUUCAUAACAACACUCCUAUGUUUUUUUUAUCCCUUCAUGCGCAAAGAGUUUCAACAUACAGCCACAUUCUUAUUGCUCGAUGCGUGGUAUCUGUAUGAAUUUCAAAAAAAGAACAUUUUCGUUUACGCGCGCUCCACACUACCAGAACGUCGCGCGCCGUAAAAAAAAGUAGAUUAUUCGAAUCCCCGCCAUUUUUCUUCGAUAUAUAUAAAAUGAGCGAUUCAUUUUAAACGCUGCAAAAGAACAUUAUAUUCGAGUGAAUUUUAAUUAUUGCACUAUACAAAAUGUAA
Leptidea sinapis is the source of this 2067-nucleotide messenger RNA. Its product is annotated as trichoplein keratin filament-binding protein-like. The record is from RefSeq and is a predicted model, not a curated record. The transcript has 9 exons. Gene Ontology annotation, cellular component: keratin filament. NCBI's taxonomy places the organism in Eukaryota, Metazoa, Arthropoda, Insecta, Lepidoptera, Pieridae. Gene Ontology annotation, biological process: apoptotic process. Bases 150 to 1637 code for a protein of 495 amino acids.